GUUCUUGCUCGCCCCUCUCUCUCUCGUCCUCUGCAGGGCACUUAGCCGCAUUAGCUCCCUCACUGUCCUCAGAUGACUCCUCCUCUUCCUCCCUCCUCCUCCUCCUCACUGUCUGCUGUGUCUCCCCCUCCUCCCCCUCCUCCCCCCUCCAGUGACACACCAGACGAUGCGUUGACUGAGCGGAGGAGAAGAAGAAGAGGCAGAAGAAGAAGAAGAAAACCUCUCCCAGCUGCUGCAUGGAGGAGCUGGCUCUCGGAUCUGAGUUGACCCCCAUCAGGACCAUCUAGUCCCUGCACCACCUCACUCUGACCUCCACAACAACAGUAUGUACCUCAGAUGUUGUUGUAUCUGCAGCCUCCCUGACACCUAAGCUCCACCCCUCCGUCAGUCUGUCUGACUGUUAAGGACCGCCUCCUUCCAGCCUCCGUCUCUCUUGAGCCCCCGGUGGCUUCCUGUGGCGUCGCGCUCCUCCCGCCUCCAUCAUGUCCGACGGGCUGCUGCAGGUUGAGAUCCCAGACUUCGGCAGCAGCGUGCUGGGCAGCCUGAACGAGCAGCGGCUGCUGGGCCACUACUGCGACGUGUCCAUCCUGGUGCAGGGUCAGGCCUUCAAGGCGCACAGGGCUGUCCUCGCCGCCUCCUCCCUGUACUUCAGAGACCUGUUCAGCUCUGCAACUGACUCCUCCUCCUCCUCCUCCUCCUCCUCCCAGGCGGUGUUUGAGCUGCCGUCUUCUGUAACGCCGACAUGUUUCCAGCAGAUUCUGUCGUUCUGCUACACAGGACGCCUCAGCAUGGCCGCCAGCGAGCAGCUGGUGCUCAUGUACACUGCCGGGUACCUGCAGAUCCAGAACAUUGUGGAGCGAGGCAUGGAGCUGAUGAUGAUGAAGGCCUCCUCCUCCUCCUCCCCUCUCUGCUGCGAUUCACAGACGACAUCAGCAGACGAGCUCGGAAGCUUUGACAACCCGGUGGUCCAGCAGCGGCACAGCGCCCCCCAGCUGCAGGAGGCCAGUCCAGACCAGCCGGCCCUGAGUCCUGAGGAUCUGUUGUUAGCCGUGAGCAGGAUAAAACAGGAGAGAGCCGACACUCCUCCUGCUGAGGAGAACGCAGGAGCAGCGGCAGGAGGAGGAGAGGAAACUAGAGUGGACAUUGCCACGGACCUCCAGACCUCCAGGAACAGUGCUCUGUGUUACCUGGGUGCCAGUGGAGCUUUGGUUCCAGGGCUGCAGUCCUACCUGCUGGCUGGUGGGGGGCGCUCCAGUCCAGAAGGGUCCAGUCUUCCCACAGACUCUCCUCCCUCUCACCCCCCCACUGAGGAGGAGCUGGAGGAGGAUUACUACGGCAACACGGUCCAUCCUGGACUCUACCAACACCUCUACGGGCACCCUGCAAACGCCUACAUCCAAGAGAAGCUGGAUAUGCUGCCUCUCCCAUUGGCUAACGAGCGUCGACCCUGUGUGCUGGUUGGUCGUGACAACAUGGCUCUACCUGCCAGUCUGAUCAGUCAGAUUGGGUAUCGCUGCCAUCCGUCACUGUACACUGAGGGCGACCCGGGGGAGAAGGUGGAGCUGGUGGCAGGUUCAGGUGUGUUCAUGACUCGAGGUCAGCUGAUGAACUGUCACCUGUGUGCUGGAGUCAAACACAAGGUGCUGCUCAGGAGACUGCUGGCUACGUUCUUCGACAGAAACACACUGGCCAAUAGCUGUGGUACAGGGAUCCGCUCCUCCACCAAUGAUCCGAGCCGAAAGCCCCUGGACAACCGAGUGUUAAACACUGUGAAACUCUACUGUCAGAACUUUGCUCCCAACUUUAAGGAGAGUGAGAUGAACGUCAUUGCGGCCGACAUGUGCACCAACGCUCGCAGAGUGCGGAAACGUUGGCUCCCAAAGAUCCAGUCGCUCCUCCCGGACGGCCUCCCGGCCUCUGGCUCCUGCCAUCCCCGCAAAGCUAAGCGUGGGGGAGGAGCAGGAGGAGGCGGAGGUCAGGGUGCAGAGGCCGCGGUGCAGCCCAGCGGCAGCCCCUUUGAGCUGGACCUGCGACAGCUCAGCGCCUCCUACCUCAGCCUGGAGGCUCCGCUGUACGCAGAGAGACGUGGGAGGGAGGCAGCGGGGGAGAAAGAGAGGGAGAAGGAAGUGCCAGCCGCCAUCUUGCCUCACCUGCAGUUCGCCGGGUCGCGUGGGGGCGGGGCAGGCAGUGGACAGGUGGAGGAAGGGCUGAUAGGAGGCGAGGCCGACGGGGGAGGGAGGUUACAGACUGAACCACCUUCACACCUCCCCCUGUCCCUUUCCUCCUGCUCUUCCUCCUCCUCCUCACACCCCUCCCCCCAGCCGGCAGAGCCCGCUCCUUCUCAUAGAGGAUUGGCCGACACAGAAGAGAGGGGGGCGGAGCCUCUGGAAGACAGCCAAUAAGCUUUCUAUUGCAUCUGCCUACCUGUAUGUAAAUAAUACAAUAGCUACCUGUUCCCCCACCUGUCUGUCUCCUCCCCUACCUCACUACCUGUCUACCUCUCUACCCCCUGUCUGUCUGUCCGUCUGACCUACCUGUCUGUCUGCUCGGCUCUGCUGCAUGUUAACAGCCUCCUGCAGUCCAGCACAGGCCCAUAGCAACAGGACUGAUGAUGAAGAAGAUGAUGGUGGUGAUGUGAUGAUGAUGAUGAUGAUGAUGAUGAAUUAUAUUCACUCUAUGAUAAUAAAGCUCCUUGAUAAUCAGA
Molecule: messenger RNA, 2704 nt
Organism: Hippoglossus stenolepis (Pacific halibut)
Lineage: Eukaryota; Metazoa; Chordata; Actinopteri; Pleuronectiformes; Pleuronectidae
Product: nucleus accumbens-associated protein 2
Exons: 8
Coding region: 483-2402 (639 amino acids)
Biological process (GO): regulation of transcription by RNA polymerase II
Molecular function (GO): DNA-binding transcription factor activity, RNA polymerase II-specific; protein binding; RNA polymerase II cis-regulatory region sequence-specific DNA binding
Source: RefSeq, a predicted model, not a curated record